Molecule: messenger RNA, 1361 nt
Organism: Stylophora pistillata
Lineage: Eukaryota; Metazoa; Cnidaria; Anthozoa; Scleractinia; Pocilloporidae
Product: histamine H2 receptor-like
Biological process (GO): G protein-coupled receptor signaling pathway
Cellular component (GO): membrane
Molecular function (GO): G protein-coupled receptor activity
Source: RefSeq, a predicted model, not a curated record
AUGAUAGGGAUUUUCAUUGCAGAUAAUGAGCACGAGGACAAACAUCAGCGAUCUUUCCGUCCAGUGGUAGAUAUUCCUCCGGUGGUCCUUGCGGUGUUUAUUAUAACCAUCAACACCAUGGUACUAGUUUUGAUGGCAAAGAAAAACUAUCUCCGAUCGAUCACAAAUCUACUGCUAUGUAGCCUGGCUGUGUCUGACUUGAUUACAGGCCUGGUUGCUGUGCCGAUGUUUCUCAUGUGCAACCUUCACAUCCAAUCAGCCACGUGCAUUACGGAGGAAAUGGCGGCCCGCUUCAUAAGUACUUUGAUUGUGUGUCAUUUGAUGGCCGUAACAACUGACAGAUACCUGGCCAUCAUUCAUCCUCUACGGUAUUCCACGCUGGUCACCAAGCCCAGGUGUGUUAUGGUUAUUCUCUUUAUAUGGCUGUUGUCAGCGGUUACUUCAUUGCUACAGUUUACUUGGUACGACCCAGUCCAUCACGACCCUUACGAGGAGGAGUCAGAUCAGAUCAGGAAGAAAGAACUGAUCUACGACAUUGCCUUUCUUACAUUGUACUUCUUCUUUCCUGUCGUUGCCAUGCUUUUCUCUUAUGUCAGAAUCAUCUUUGAGAUCAUCCGUCAAAGCCGAAAUAUUCAACAGCACAGUACGCCAGGCGUAAAUGCCGGAAGAAACAGAAACCGCCACGAAUGGAAAGCCAUUGCAAUCUUCGCUGCCAUGACACUUCUUUAUGUAAUUUGCUGGUUACCUUACUUUGGUCUUCGAAGGCUCAACUUAUCCGAGCUGCCAUUGCUGUUAAUCUACUGCAUCCUCUGGCUGAGAUACCUGGCGUCGUUUUUAAACCCUUGUAUGUACAUAUUUGGCAAACAGGAUUUCCGAAGAGCUGCAUUUGAACAUUUUCGUCAUCUGUGUAACAUCAAACUGGACCUGAAUUUUAUUUCCACUUCUAAGUCCAACAUUUUGAAGGCAACCUUGGCAACAUCCGGUGGUAAAAGUGAAAAAAUCAACAUGAAGUCCUUCGCUAAAGUAAGCACCAAGAAUUGAAGAAUAACUCCAGGAUCUAACAAAGCAGUAGCUUCGAAGUACUUCUUUCAAAUGCUUCAGCGUUUAAUGCUCAGCUUAACACCGUCCGGUGGUUUGUUCAAACUAUGCUAAAUUUUUAGUAAUGAGAGUUAGUGUCUCACUGUAGGCAGAAAAUUCAAAGUAGUUUCGAGAGGGUACAAUUCUCAAGGUCACCCUUGAAUCAAAUGUUAAGAUCAAGAGAAUGAUGGGAAUGAUCUCCGACUUAAUGGAAUUACGGAAGCUCCUGCUCGUCAAACAAAUUCUCCUUGUCAUUGCCACAGGAAAUGUAUAGAGAUUAAUGU